Molecule: messenger RNA, 1422 nt
Organism: Postia placenta MAD-698-R-SB12
Lineage: Eukaryota; Fungi; Basidiomycota; Agaricomycetes; Polyporales; Adustoporiaceae
Exons: 10
Coding region: 1-1422 (473 amino acids)
Molecular function (GO): aldehyde dehydrogenase (NAD+) activity
Source: RefSeq, a predicted model, not a curated record
AUGGCAAACCAAGAAGACGUCCAUCUCGCUAUUCACUAUGCACAAGAGACCUUUGACUCUGGAGUGUGGUCCAAAGCGCCUGCGAUACACCGUGCUGCUGUCCUCUCCGUAUUGGCCAGGAACUUAGGGGAACGCAUCCACGAGUUCGCGCGCAUAGAGUCAAUGCAAACUGGAAGAGCGAUCCGAGAAAUGACCGCCCAACUGGGUCGUCUUCCCGAGUGGAUUGAUUAUUACGCAGCUCUGCUCCGUACACGCCAGGACUUCGUAGCGCCCACGCAAGGCAAGCUGCUGAAUUACGUGCAGCGAGUACCCCUUGGAGUCGUGGCCCAAAUUACGCCAUUCAACCACCCGCUACUCAUAGCUAUCAAGAAGAUCGCUCCCGCGUUAGCUGCAGGCAACUCUAUAAUUGUGAAGCCAAGCGAAUUAGCUCCAAUAUCAGUGCUCGAGUUCGCUGAGAUGACGAUUGCGGCUGGUGUCCCUCCUGGAGUGUUGUCUGUUCUUCCUGGACACGGAAGAACGAUUGGCAAGGAGAUCGUCUCCAAUCCUCUUAUACGCAAGGUCGAUGUCACGGCCGGAACGGAUACCGGGCGCGCAUUGGGUAGUAUCGUUGGCGCAAAUCUCGCUGCGUAUACGGCAGAGCUUGGUGGCAAGGCUCCAAUUGUAGUCUUCAACGAUGCAGACGUCCAGUCCGCUGUGAAUGGGGCCGCCUUUGCUUGUUUCAUCGCAUCUGGACAAACCUGUGUGUCUGGAACACGGCUCAUCGUGCAGGAUGAGAUAUAUGAUGUCUUUAUGACACUGCUUCUGCAGAAGAUCAAGAGCAUCACUUCCCGCAUGGGCAAUCCCAUGAACCCGGCCUCGACUAUGGGAACGGUCAUCAAUCAUCGGCAGUUGAAGAGAAUCGAGCAACUAGUACAGCGACCAGGGAUUGGAAAGAUAAUUGCGGGUGGUCGUCGGCUGACCGGCCAUUCGCCGCUGGAUGGGUUUGACUUCUCGAGAGGCAGUUUCUUCCCUCCGACAGUCAUCACAGACAUAUCCACGGAAGACGACCUCUGGAGGGAAGAGGUAUUUGGCCCUGUCGUCGUGGUGAAGCGUUUCUCCGAUGAAGAAGAGGGCGUAGUCUUGGCUAACGCGUGCAAGUACGGUCUUGGAGCGGGCAUAUGGACGUCAGAUCUGUCUAGGGCCCACCGUGUUGCCGCUGAAAUCCAGGCUGGUCUCGUAUGGGUCAACACACACCACCGCAAUGACCCCAGCUCUCCCUGGGGUGGGAUGAAAGAGAGCGGAAUCGGGAGGGAGAAUGGCAUCGAAGCACUAGAAGCUUAUUCACAGGCUAAGUCGACCAUUGUUAACAUUGCGUCGUCAGAAGAAACAAGAGAAAUGCAGGAUUGGUUUGCUGAGAACGAUGAGGAGAAGCGUUACGGAUGA